Messenger RNA from Cucumis melo (muskmelon), 2698 nucleotides. RefSeq names its product ATP-dependent 6-phosphofructokinase 4, chloroplastic. Gene Ontology annotation, molecular function: 6-phosphofructokinase activity; ATP binding. Gene Ontology annotation, cellular component: cytoplasm. Gene Ontology annotation, biological process: glycolytic process; fructose 6-phosphate metabolic process. The coding region runs from base 108 to 1697 and encodes 529 amino acids. Lineage: Eukaryota; Viridiplantae; Streptophyta; Magnoliopsida; Cucurbitales; Cucurbitaceae. The record is from RefSeq and is a predicted model, not a curated record. The transcript is spliced from 16 exons.
UAAAAAGAAAAAAGAAAACUAAUUUUAAGUGCCAAAGCUAUUUCUCCGAUCCGGCAGCUUCCACUUCAUUGAAACGAACGCUUUCUCCUUUGCAAUUCUCUCUUGCGAUGAAUUUUGGAGUUUCCUCUUCUAUGGACGUUGCUGCCACCUCCAUUCCAUCGCUUCACUUCUCCUUCAAGUCCAGCGCUGCGAUCUUACUUCAAGCUCCUAGAUGCCGGAAUGUGUGUUCCGUGAGCUUAUUUUCCGGUUUCCGCCGGUUUGGGCUAAGGAUCAUCUCUGUCAAAGCUGAGCAGUAUUCUUCUAGAGUCACGGACGAUGAUUUCAUCAUUGAAGACGUUCCUCACUUGACUGACUUUCUUCCUGACUUACCGUCAUAUCAAAAUCCACUGAAAAACAGUCAGGCUUAUGCAAUUGUCAAGGAAACAUUUGUAAAGCCAGAAGAUGUUGUUGCACAAAAGAUUGUGGUUACGAAAGAUAGCACUAGAGGAGUACAUUUUCGGCGAGCAGGUCCUCGUGAAAAGGUUUAUUUCAAGCCAGAUGAGGUGCGUGCUUGUGUAGUAACAUGUGGGGGAUUGUGUCCUGGGAUUAACACUGUAGUUAGGGAGAUUGUCUGUGGCUUGAACUAUAUGUAUGGUGUUAAUGAUAUACUUGGAAUUGAGGGAGGAUACAGAGGGUUUUACUCUAAGAAUACACUAACAUUGACACCAAAAGUUGUCAACAAUAUCCACAAACACGGUGGUACGUAUCUUCGUACUUCACGAGGCGGCCAUGAUACAAAUAAGAUUGUUGAUAACAUUCAGGAUCGUGGAAUAAAUCAGGUGUAUAUCAUUGGCGGUGAUGGUACUCAAAGAGGAGCAGCUUUAAUUUAUCAGGAAAUUGCAAAACGUGGUCUUCAAGUUGCUGUUGCUGGAAUCCCCAAGACGAUUGAUAAUGACAUUGCUGUAAUAGACAAAUCUUUUGGGUUUGAUACUGCGGUUGAGGAAGCACAGAGAGCCAUUAACGCUGCUCAUGUUGAGGUUGAAAGUGUAGACAAUGGAGUUGGAAUAGUUAAACUUAUGGGUCGAUAUAGCGGUUUUAUUGCCACAAUUGCAACUUUGGCUAGUAGAGACGUGGAUUGUUGCUUGAUUCCUGAAUCACCAUUCUACUUGGAAGGGACUGGAGGGCUCUUUGAAUUUAUAGAACAGCGGCUUAAAGAGAAUGGGCAUAUUGUUAUUGUGUUAGCAGAAGGAGCAGGACAAGAUUUUAUAGCUCGAGAUAUGCAUGCAGCUGAGGAGAAAGAUGCGUCAGGAAAUAGAUUACUACUCGAUGUUGGUCCGUGGUUAUCUCAAAAGAUUAAGGAUCAUUUUACAAAGGUUCAGAAGAUGGCAGUUAAUAUGAAAUACAUAGAUCCUACAUAUAUGAUUCGAGCUAUUCCUAGUAACGCCUCAGAUAAUGUAUACUGCACUCUUCUUGCUCAGAGUGCUGUCCACGGUGCCAUGGCUGGAUACACUGGCUUUACUGUUGGACCUGUAAAUAGCAGACAUGCUUAUAUUCCAAUUGCUCGUGUUACGGAGACGCAAAACACGGUGGAGUUAACUGGUAGAAUGUGGGCAAGACUUCUUGCGUCUACCAAUCAACCUAGUUUCUUGACAGAUAGUGAGGCACUGAAAGAAAAAGCUGCUGAUAUCAACAACGUCGAUAUUUCUGCUCAGAUUUAAUGGCCAUAUAGUUCAACUCAAUUUGAACCAGUCUCAAAUCCAGAUUCUUUCAUGUUGCCAGUCAGUUUGUUGGUAUGGAAAUUCAGAUUUUUUAUGAGUAUUCUUUGACAUACAAUCCUAGUGGAGCUUUAAACGACAAUUGGUUCUUGCCAUUGUCUCCCUCAGCACUCUCUUCUCAUUGAGACGGCAGGGACAAGGCAGCUGCGAGCUGAGUGAAAGGAAAGGGACAAUUCUGGGCCAAUGGAAGUGACUCAACUUCAUCCUUUUUAUUACAUGUAAGGACAAGCGCAGCCUCUUUUUUGUCUUUUACUUCAUUUAAUGAUUGCUGGUUGACACUUAGAUUAUAACUACUUCUUUUAUUUUCAUUUAUUAUAUAUCUUUUAUGACAUUAUCUUAAUACAGAUAUUUUGCUUCAUAGUUAUAAAGGCCAUUGACAAGUAGAUUUAGGAGGUGUUUGGUCUAUGAAGUUAGAAUUAGUACACCACUCUCUUGUUUCUUUCACUGAGUUUGUCAACCUCAUACACACUAAAAAAAAGUAAUUCAUUUCUUUUCGGAAAAACCUUUCCACUAUUAUGGUAGAAAUAAACAGAAGAAUAACAGAAAAAUUAAAAAAAAAAAAAAAAAACAAUAAAACUAGAAACACAACAAUUAUCAUGAAAAAUUCCAUUCUUGGAAGAAACAAUAUAAAAGAAAGAAAUGUACUAUGUGAAAAGUCGUUACACUCACUUUGAAUAAUUUUCUCCCAAAUCUCCUUUACAAGAACAUGUUGAAGUUAAAUUAAUCUAAACUUAAUACAUGAAUUUGCAUUAUUAAAUAUGCAUGAAUAGGUGGGAUACAUGGAAUAGUUAAUAAUCACUAAAUACAUUGAUAUAUGAAUAGUCACAUGUAUUGAUAUUUAUUGUUAAUGACUUUUAAUAUACUUUUCUACUAGUAUAAAUAUGUGUAAGGUUUCUCAUUUGUAAAUAAGAAAGAAAGAAAGUAAGAAAUUCAAGUUUAAGAAA